Coprinopsis cinerea okayama7#130 is the source of this 3687-nucleotide messenger RNA. RefSeq names its product other/FunK1 protein kinase. Gene Ontology annotation, biological process: protein phosphorylation. The transcript is spliced from 6 exons. NCBI's taxonomy places the organism in Eukaryota, Fungi, Basidiomycota, Agaricomycetes, Agaricales, Psathyrellaceae. The record is from RefSeq and is a predicted model, not a curated record. The coding region runs from base 1 to 3687 and encodes 1228 amino acids. Gene Ontology annotation, molecular function: ATP binding; protein kinase activity.
AUGUCCGAUUCAAACAUUCAACAGCGUACCCCCACCAAGGGCAAAAAGCUCUCUAGCCAGAGUCGGUACGAGCGCACCAGAUCGCGCACACAAGAAGGAAGCGCCCUCGGCCAACAGGAGUUUCUCAAAGCAGUCGACGACUUACACGUCCAAAUGGCAAGGGAAGUGGAAUCCAACAUCAUAGGCCCUAUGCCCGUCGAGACCUUUCUUGAUGAAUUCGUCCGAAGCGAGAAGGGAUUGAAGCUGGCUUGCAGCGACCAAUACCCUGCCUCGUUUUUUGACACUGUCCCCACCACCGCCACUGAUACCCAACGAAACAGUUGGAAAAGUGCGAGAAAAACGCGACAGGCCAAGUUCAAGAAAUGCGGAAAGGAAAAGGGAAUGGCUGAACCCUGGGUAUGUCAAAUCUCUGUGUCUGUUGAUAGUCCGACUAAGCACCGCACCUUUGACCAGGCCCGUAGACUUAAUACCCUGAUGCCCCAGUACAAAUCGGUCAACUCGUCUGAUUCGCCCGACGCCCAAUCCGACUGGGAUAAGAAGUGGCGACCGGACGUUUCCACCUACAAGAAGCCAGAAAAGGGCUCCUAUGGGGCGAGUAAAAUACUCAAGGGUUUUAAGGAGACCCAGCUGGAUAGGGUCGAACUUGUCACAGAGAUCAAAACCACCAAGAAUGCAGUUCAGGCCUUCCAAGACGCCGUUCACAAGAAUGCCAACCCGAAGGAGCACGAGUUUCUCCUCGAUGGUAAAGGGGCAGAGCUUUUGCGUGGAAAGGUGGCGACCAUGGCUACGGAAGUUCUCAACCGCCAACAUCGCACUUGCUUCUUCAUGGUCCUCAUCACGGACCCGCACGCCCGCCUUAUUCGUGUCGACAGGGCAGGUAUCGUUGUCUCUGCAGCAAUCCAAUUCCGCAUCGACCCCCUUCCACUCAUCGACUUCUUUCUCCACUUCAACAACCUCUCAAGAGAGGGUCGCGGACUAGACCCGACCGUGCGUGAUCCUACCCUCAAGGAACAGGCCAUCGCCCACGAAAAGCUCUCAGCCCCGAAGGAUGGACGCGGAGUGAAGGUCAUCGCGGUUCCUGGUAACGGACAGGGCGAGUCUUCUCGCGAGGUGCUCGCCUAUCGACCCAUGGUGGACGCAGCAUCUUUGACAGGGCGGUGCACCAGAACAUACAAGGUCUGGGACCUCAAAGACAAUGUCUUUCGUUUUUUGAAGGAUACGUGGCGGCCUGACACGGAGGAUUCGGAGAAGGAGUCUGCCGUCUUAAGGGAGCUGAAGGAGCACGGCGUCCCUCACAUCCCCGACCUGAUAUGUGGCGACGAUAUUGAAGGCAACGUGACACGAACACAAGAUUUCCUCGACGCUCCUUGGGUCGGCGCACGGAAACGCAAACCUAUCGAUCCACGGGUUAAUCAUCGGUUGCUCGAGAAUCUAGUGCCACGUUUUCUCGAAGACUGCAAAAAUAUCCGUGGUGUCUUCCAAGUCAUAUACGAUGCGCUUGUCGCUCACCAGAAGGCCUAUGAAUGCGGGUGGUUGCACCGCGACAUUAGCGACAAUAACGUUUUGGUUCUUGAAUUCGAGGACAGAGGUGUCCUUGCCGACUGGGAGCUUGCCAUUCGCGUCAAGGAUAGAAAUGACGAACCCGUCGAUCGGUCGAAACGUCCUCAUUAUAGAACCGGCACAUGGGAUUUUAUGUCGAUCAAGCUCCUCAGUUCAUUGGACGCCGCUCACACUGUCCUUGACGACUUGGAGUCUUUCUUUUGGCUCGUCCUGCAUGUCAGCAUACGAGUCGUCCCCAUUCAGUCGCGCUUAGCGGACGUGAAUACUAUUAUGAAAGAUCUCUUUCACGCCUCCUCCUGGGAUUCUAACACCCGUUCAUUCUUUGGCGGCGGUUACAAAGAACACUGUCUGCUCAUCGAUGGAGGGUCCACCUCCUUCAGCAAUCUGACAUUCCCCGGCAACAAGGCACUUGAUUCGUGGUAUAAAAAGGUGCGACUGGCACUCCGCGCCUCCUUUACACGGUCAGCAUCCUCAGAAGAACAAUCUGGUUUUAAUCACGACUUCCUGGCUCAACAAUUCACAACUGCGCUAGAGAGUACAGAAUGGUCGAAAGAACCACUCAUGGGAAGUGAAAGCAGGGUCGUGGUAAAAGCGAAGGGUGGUCCAACGACAGCCGCCCGGGGAGCUGGGAAGCGCGAUUUGGCGACUAUGCAGGGCAGUGAUGAUGAUGUUGCCCAGCAUGGCGAGGAGGACGAUGACGAGAACCAGGGUGGGGAUGGGGACUGUGACGGGGAUGCUGAGGAAGGUCAAGGGGAGGCAGACGACGACGAGGGAGAGGACGAAGAAGCAGAGGACGAAGAAGCAGAGGGCAUGGAUGAGAGCGAAGGCGAAGGGCCAGAAGAUGAAGAUGAGGGUGCGGAUGGUAGUGGAGAGCCACCUAUGAAGAGUCUGAGCUUCUGCAACUUUAUGAGCGAGGAGGUGGUGCCUGCGGCCACAAGAGUUCUCAACCGCCAAAAUCGCAAAGCCCUUUCGUGGUUCUCUCGACGGGCCCGUAUGCCCACCUCAGCGAUUCGGAGAACGUGUGCGACCAUCGCAAGGGAGCUGAAGGAACAUGGUGUUCCUCCCACCACCAACCUCAUCUGUGGCGGCGACGAUGGCAAUGUGACAUGGAACCAAGAGGUGGUCAAAACUCCUUGGAUUGCAGGGAAAAGCAAUCAUCGGUUGCUCAAGCAUUCAGUGCCACGCUUUCUCGAAGAUGGCAAAGAUAUUCGUGGCGUCUUCCAAGCUAUAUACGAUGCAUUUCUUGCUCACCAGAAGGCCUACGAAUGCGGGUGGUUCCACGGCGACAUUAGCGACAACACUGUUCUGGCCCUUGAAUCCGAAGACAGAGGCAUCCUUGCCGAUUGGGAGCUUGUAGCUCCAGCCGCAAAGAACAGCGAACCCAUCGAUCGCUCGAAACGCCCUCAUUACAGAACCGGAACUUGGGACUUUAUGUCGAUUAGGCUCCUCAGUCCAUUGGACACUGCCCAUACUAUCCUUGACGACCUGGAGUCUUUCUUCUGGCUUGUCCUGCAUGUCGCCAUACGAGUCGUUCCCAUUCAUUCGCGCACCAAGGACGUGAAUGUUAUUAUGGACUUCCUCUUUCACAAAUCCUCCUGGAAUUCUCAGGCCCGUUCGUUCUUUGGCGGCUCUGGCAAGCAAAAUCUGGUGAUGAUCGAUCAGGACUUCUCCCCCUAUGGAGAGAUGUCAUUCCCUUGCAAUAAAGCACUUACGACUUGGUACCAAACUGUGCGGCUGGCACUCCGCGCCUCCCUUUCACGGCCAGCAUACUCAGAAGAUCAAUCUGAUUUUAAUCACGACUUCUUGGCUCAACAAUUCAGAACUACCCUCGAUAGCCCAGAAUGGUCGAACGAGCCACUCAUUGGAAGUCAAAACACAUGUGUAAUGAACGCGAACGACGAUUCAACGGCAGACGACUAUGAUGACGAGGAUGAGGAUGACUCGGAGGAGGCCGUGGAAGAUGAAGAUGAGGGAGAUGAGGUUGAGAGCGACGAGGAUGGUGAUGAAGCGAACGAGUCGGAUAAUGAUUAUGAUUCGGCCAACGAGGAUGAAGACUGUGAGAGUGCGGAUGGCUGGAGCGAGCAACGCACGAAGAGCAAUGCCCAAGGCCCCCGUCAAAAGGGCUGA